AUGCCACGUCUAACAAAAUGUCAAAAACACUUAAGAAAGGCUCAUGAAGUAAAGACUAAGCAUCAGUAUGCCAAAAGUGACAUUAAUACACAAGUUAAUAUUGAUGUUUCUGAAAGCUAUCCUAAUAUUAAUGAUACUUAUUUCCAUAAUGAGCUGAAAGGUUAUGAUGAUGUUAAAGAUCUUGAUAUUGACAAUACUUUUUUUUACAAUGAUGAUAAUUUUUCUGUUCAUAAUGAGCCACUAGAAAUUAAUAAUGCCAUAAGUAUUGAAACUCAAGCCGCACUAAAAGAAAAAAGAAUCAGCAAUAACUCAAAUAAUAAGGUUAGGAAUUACAAUUGGAAUAAUAAAAUUCUGGAUGCUCUUAAAAGUAUGGAAUUAGAUAUUAAAAAUGAAAAAACAAAUAGUGAGGUUUGGGUGCGUUUAAAUAGCAUCUGUCUUUAUCUUCAGUUUAUAAAAUGCAACCAUCCAAAGAUGAAAGCAAGUGAAAUUGUUGCUAAUGUGGCAGGAAAAGAAAUAUAUCAUGCCAAAUGCAUUCGUUCUUAG
Funneliformis caledonium is the source of this 543-nucleotide messenger RNA. Lineage: Eukaryota; Fungi; Glomeromycota; Glomeromycetes; Glomerales; Glomeraceae. The record is from the annotation of a GenBank genome assembly.